AUGGUGAAGCCCUUCUGCGCGAUUGUUGGUGUGGCGGGAAGCGCAUUCGAGGUGGACAUAGACGAGAGUGCGUCGGUUUCCGCGUUAAAGAAGGCGGUCAAGGAGGAGAACGCAUCGACGAUCACAUGCGACGCCAAGAACCUGCAGCUCUUCCUGGCGAAGAAGAAGAAAGGCGCUGGGGUGUGGCUAACGGAGAACGACGUGAAGGACGGUGUCAGUGACACGAGUGAUUUGAAGCUAUUGGGCGUUGCAGGAGCGCCGCUCAGCUUGGUUGGCUUGUCGGAGAAGGACGUCAAGUUCGUACCCACGCUAGAGGAUGUCGAGUCGAUGAACACACCUGUUCACGUGCUGGUGGCGUUGCCUCCUGGGACAAGUAGUGCGCCUAUUUCUGAUGGGACGGACUUAUGGCUGUCGAGAUUUCAACAUAGUGAAGUUGCAAAACUUACGCUACUGCCGACACGCGGAGAUCUAAAUGAAUUUAUCGGACAACCUCUCCCUGUAAAGAUUGGGUUACCGCAGUCUGUGUUUCAAGCUUGGUCGAGUCCAUCGAUACUAGGCCAACUCCUUCGAGAUAAAUUGUUCGAGCUAAACGACAUUUCGCCGUGCGAAUUUUUAAAAGAUUCGGUGUUUAGCGCUGCGUUCCUGUACCCGCAGGUGGAUGGGGAUGCCACAGAGAGUGCAUUUCAUUAUUUCUGGGACUCAAUUAUCCGUGUGGUGCUCGGGUUUGUGUUUAGGCGUGCUUACAUCAACCGGGAUUCGAGCAGGAAAUCCUCGUCAGGUUUGAAGCGACCCGACUUUUUGUUUGCUUUGGAUCAUAUCUGUGUUUUUCGUGGUGAGGAGAAAGAACCUCGUACUUCUAUCACUGUGCCUCGUGAGGAGCUCUCUAAAACGCUGGUGUGGUCCUACGGUGGAGUGCCGUAUGUGUUUGGCUAUGCUGCGUCGGGCUUCGAGCUAGAAUUAUUUGCUAUCUAUCAAGACGUCACGGGCAACGUUAAAACCCACCUUAUUGGAGGGUUUAACUUGCAGCAUGCGCCGGAACGUUUUCGACUUGUACUGGCACUUCUGAAUUUGUGUCUGCUUUUCCCGGCAAUUGUGCAAAACUGUCCGGCCUCGGCAGGGGCCGAGUUCAUGGACAUCCAUCGCGCCAAUGGCGUCAAGGUGCGGUUGAGUCCGAUUUUCGUCGAUAAGAUCUUUCAUACACAAGAAGAGUAUCGUCGCGUGAAGCAGAUCUACGAUUCUUUGAAAGCUUAUGGGGUUCCUUGUGCCGAUGCAGUCGUCACGGUGGAUUCAGACCAAUUGAGGUUGACACUUAAGCCCCGCGGCAUUGAGAUGAAGCCAUGCAGCUUGAGUGAACUGUUCGUCGCGCUCGGGAACGUCCUCGAGGCCCUUGUAGUCCUCCAUCGCAACGGGUGGAUGCACAGAGACAUCCGUUGGUCUAACGUGAUCAAGCAUAUCGACCGCGUUGAAUGGUUUUUGAUCGACUUCGCUGAUGCAGCUCAAAGUCCGCAGAAAUAUCCCAGCGGCGAUCACUUGACGCACGACGAACACGCUUCAGAUAUUUUUAUGGAAGGUGGAUCCCACACGACUGCGGUUGACUUAUGGGCCGUGGGAUACCUGGUGAAGACAAGUAAGAUUGAACGGGAAUGGACUGCGGAGCCCGAAAGAGCGCUUUCCUAGAUCGGUUGAUGAACCCAGACCCGAGUGCUCGGCCGACGGCAGACGAAGCCUUACAGCUUCUGUCACGUUUUGAACGUGAAGCUGCUGAGCAGGAAUCACAGGGCAAGGGUGUGCGCAAGAAGCACAGACGUGCCUGAAUUUUUACAUCGCUAUGGCACUACCAUUACGCGCUGGGACGAAGUACUAUGGUACUAACAACAGGAGUAGUCGAUGAAUGAGCAACACACGUUUUUCUCAUACAUACUUCGAAUGUAUGAGAAAUCUCGGUUGACGAGAGAAACUCGUUGACACACGCAGCAGCUAUCAUGCGGUGCGAAUGUGGCCACUGGUUGUCGGAUACGCCCGCCUUCACGGCGGCCACCCCGAUACUAUCUAUAGUCGGUUAAGUACACCAUCGCAGCCUUCUCUAUUAAUCCCUGAACGCUGGAAAUCGUCGCGGUCUGCACCGUCGCCGGCAUGUUUGCGUUGAGGGGACGGUGCCAAAGCUGUCAAUAUCACUCAUGAUUGUGCCGUA
Messenger RNA from Phytophthora infestans T30-4, 2191 nucleotides. Its product is annotated as Crinkler (CRN) family protein. Lineage: Eukaryota; Oomycota; Peronosporomycetes; Peronosporales; Peronosporaceae. The transcript has a single exon. The record is from RefSeq and is a predicted model, not a curated record. Gene Ontology annotation, molecular function: ATP binding; protein kinase activity. Gene Ontology annotation, biological process: protein phosphorylation. The coding region runs from base 1 to 1677 and encodes 558 amino acids.